Hevea brasiliensis (rubber tree) is the source of this 1586-nucleotide messenger RNA. RefSeq names its product AP-3 complex subunit mu. Gene Ontology annotation, cellular component: clathrin adaptor complex; cytoplasmic vesicle. Lineage: Eukaryota; Viridiplantae; Streptophyta; Magnoliopsida; Malpighiales; Euphorbiaceae. Gene Ontology annotation, biological process: intracellular protein transport; endocytosis. The record is from RefSeq and is a predicted model, not a curated record. Bases 162 to 1409 code for a protein of 415 amino acids. The transcript has 8 exons.
GACGCUCCCUUUCUUUGGCAGUCGACAGAGAGACGGAAAGGGACCGACUCAAGCAGGCCAACUCCUGCCGAUCCAAACAUCCCCUAUCACUGGAGACAUUGCCCCUAGCGUUCCCAACCCGAGAAACACCUUCAGCUGACAGAUUGUCUGCUUGAACAGAGAUGCUGCAGUGUAUAUUUCUUCUCUCCGAUUCUGGGGAGGUAAUGCUAGAGAAGCAGCUAACUGGGCACAGAGUGGACAGAUCGAUUUGUGAUUGGUUUUGGAAUCAAGCUAUUUCUCAAGGUGAUUCCUUUAAGCAACAAUCGGUUAUUGCUUCACCAACGCAUUACCUGUUCCAAAUUGUUCGUGAGGGGAUCACUUUUUUAGCUUGUACCCAAGUUGAAAUGCCACCUUUGAUGGCCAUUGAGUUCCUUUGCAGAGUAGCUGAUGUUCUCUCAGAUUACCUUGAAGGGUUGAAUGAAGAUUUGAUAAAGGAUAACUUUGUCAUUGUGUAUGAGCUUUUGGAUGAGAUGAUAGACAACGGCUUCCCUCUGACCACAGAACCUAACAUACUGAGGGAGAUGAUAUCUCCGCCAAAUAUUGUUAGCAAAAUGCUGAGUGUUGUGACUGGUAACAGUUCAAAUGUGAGUGACACCCUGCCAGGUGCAACAUCAUCCUGUGUUCCAUGGAGAACAUCGGACAUAAAAUAUGCAAAUAAUGAAGUUUAUGUUGAUCUUGUUGAAGAGAUGGAUGCAAUUAUAAACAGGGAUGGGGUCUUGGUGAAGUGUGAAAUAUAUGGUGAAGUUCAAGUGAACUCCCACAUAACAGGUGUUCCCGAUUUGACUCUUUCAUUUACAAACCCAUCUAUACUGGAUGAUGUGAGAUUCCAUCCCUGUGUUCGGUUUCGACCUUGGGAGUCUCAUCAGAUCCUGUCAUUUGUGCCACCUGAUGGACAGUUUAAGCUCAUGAGUUACAGGGUUAAAAAGUUGAAAAGCAUACCGAUAUAUGUAAAGCCUCAACUUACAUCUGAUGCUGGGACAUGUCGUAUCAAUUUGAUGGUUGGAAUUAAAAAUGACCCUGGGAAGAUGAUUGACUCAAUAACUCUGCAGUUUCAACUGCCUCCUCCUAUUUUAUCAGCUGAUCUGACUUCGAAUCAUGGAGUAGUGAAUAUCCUAUCUAAUAAGAUUUGCUCGUGGUCAAUUGACCGAAUACCAAAAGAUAGAACUCCAUCAUUGUCUGGAACAUUGGCGGUUGAGACAGGAUUAGAGCGCCUUCAUGUAUUCCCCAUAUUUCAAGUGGGUUUUAGGAUUCAAGGUGUUGCCCUCUCAGGCCUGCAAAUUGAUAAACUGGAUCUGAAGGUUGUACCUAAUCGUCUUUAUAAAGGGUUCCGAGCUUUGACACGAGCUGGACUAUAUGAAGUUAGGUCAUAGUUGAAAUUUUGUAUCGAUUUAAACUUCCGAAUUGUUUGUUCUGCUUGUCAUGAAUAUUUUGUUUUCUUGUAUUACAUUAGGGACGCCAGUAGUGCUUUCAUCCAUGGAUAUUGUCAGAUUUCCAAUCUUGACUUGUACACAUUUUUAGGAUAAUUGGAAUUUGUAAUCGUGUUAUCA